AUGGAGAGUGGGAUCAUCCGGGUCGCUGUGAAAAAGAUGUCGGGAGAACUGCUGGAGUUGGAGAUGAAACCUGAUGAUUUGGUCAGCACACUGCAACGCGAGAUUGCAACACAAGUGGGAGUUCAAGUGGCGCAUCAGCGACUUUGGCUAAAUCAUGCAAGCCCUUCCGUGCUGACAAGGCAAGGAUGUGUGCUGGCAGAAGAGCUACAUAGAUCUGUGGAGAUGCUUGACCGGAAUAUGAUUUCACAAAUGAAGACCUUAGCGAAGCCUCCACAAGUGGUCGUGACUGUCUUCAACAUGGUGCAUGCUUUGUUGAACCCGACCAUGCCGUUUGAUCCUGAAGCUGUUGAUGGAGAUGAUGGAGCCAGUUGGACUCAGUGCCAAAAGAUGCUCAACCCACACGUUUUCCUAAAGUCAUUGGCACGAUUUCUGGACGAAGUUGACAACCUGCCCAAAGAACGGGUUGAAAGCGUACAGAAGUGCAUUGAUUUACUUGGUGAUGCUUUCAGCCGGGAUCAUCUUGAGCGUUUCUCCUUCGUUUUGAGCAUGAUGUAUGACUGGCUCGUGGUGGCCUUGAAGGUUGGCAACUUCAAGCAUGCUUCUGAGUCAUCAGCUUUGCAGCUGGAGGCUACUCAACCCGUGUGCAUCCACGUAGAUGAAGAGGCACCAAGAGAAGGUGCUGACCUGUCGAUCGAUUUGAUUGUGGCUUCAGGCAGUCCACGCUAG
Cladocopium goreaui is the source of this 726-nucleotide messenger RNA. The record is from the annotation of a GenBank genome assembly. Lineage: Eukaryota; Dinophyceae; Suessiales; Symbiodiniaceae.